Messenger RNA from Galendromus occidentalis (western predatory mite), 1326 nucleotides. RefSeq names its product SWI/SNF related, matrix associated, actin dependent regulator of chromatin, subfamily b, member 1 (gene Snr1). NCBI's taxonomy places the organism in Eukaryota, Metazoa, Arthropoda, Arachnida, Mesostigmata, Phytoseiidae. The transcript is spliced from 5 exons. Gene Ontology annotation, cellular component: nuclear chromosome. Gene Ontology annotation, biological process: chromatin remodeling. Bases 97 to 1215 code for a protein of 372 amino acids. The record is from RefSeq and is a predicted model, not a curated record.
CCCGGUGAAGAAAGCCGGGAAUACUAUAUUAUUCCUUCUCUAAGUUUAUCAGUGACCGAGGAUCGGCAGGGAGCGGCCGAACGGUGCAGUGUUAUCAUGAGGACUUUCGGAGACCGUCCGAUCGCCUUCCAAUUGGAAGAUGGAGGCGACUACUAUUACAUCGGGACUGAGGUUGGAAACUACAUGCGGCUAUUCAGGGGCACACUGUACAAGAAAUACCCAUCGCUAUGGAGGAGACCGGUUACGGUUGAGGAAAGGAAGAAAAUCUCCCAAAUGGAAAACAUGAGUCACCAUUCGGCGGCAAACUUCAUUUCGCUCCUCAAGAAAGUUGAAGUUGACGAUCUCAUCGACGGUAACGAGGAGAAAUACAGAGCAGCUCCUGUCCAAGAGAGUAACUACGAUGGCGGAGCACAUGGGGCGAAAGCAAUCAAGGCACGACCAUCAUUCAUGCCGGCUGCUCCCAACAACGCGCAUCACCUCGACGCAGUCCCGUGUUCGACCCCGAUAAAUAGGAACAGACUCCAACAUACGAAGAAAAAUAAGAGUUUCCCGAUGCUGUAUGAUGAUCUCGAUCCGGCGACUCUCCACGAAAACGCUGCUAUGCCCGAAUGUCUCGUCCCGAUCCGUCUGGACAUGGAAAUCGAGGGGAAUAAGCUCCGCGAUACUUUCACUUGGAACAAGAACGAGGCUCAAAUAUCUCCAGAGCAAUUCGCGGAGAUCCUCUGCGAUGAUCUCGAUCUCCCACCCCUCCUCUUCGUGCCUCAGAUCGCAGCAUCGAUGCGACAGCAAAUCGAGGCGUUCCCGACAGAAAGUCUCCUCGACGAGCAAACCGAUCAGAGAGUCAUCAUAAAGCUCAAUAUUCACGUGGGGAACAUUUCUCUCGUCGACCAGUUUGAGUGGGAUAUGAGCGAGAAACUGAAUUCACCUGAGGAGUUCGCCACGAAACUGUGUUCAGAUCUUGGAUUAGGCGGCGAGUUCGUGACAGCGAUCGCGUAUUCAAUCAGAGGUCAGCUCGCUUGGCACCAACGAACGUAUGCGUUCUCGGAGGCGCCUCUCAGUCAACUCGAAAUGCCCUUCCGACCUCAGAGCGAGGCUGAGCAAUGGUGUCCAUUCCUCGAAACUCUCACCGAUCAAGAAAUGGAGAAGAAGAUUCGUGAUCAAGAUCGAAACACUCGCAGAAUGAGACGGUUGGCCAACACGCAUCCCGGCUGGUAGGUCUAUGAAAAUGUCUAUCCGCACCCUGGGUGCACUCCGUUUCUCUGUCCCGUACUUGAAUUUGAAAUCAUGAUCCUUUCGAUAUCCUAUCAAUAGUUUCUAAUAAACCUG